CCGACACAAUAUCUGCCGACCGUCCACAACUGACAAUAAAAAAUUUAAGAGGCUGUAACCAUCCUCAAAUGUGAAACAGCACCCCUGGGCAAGGCCAUCACUUUCCUUUGUCUUCAAAUGUGUACCAAAAAGUUUUGUUUUCUGUGAUCACAUGCUGGGAAAGACAGAACCAGACAAGGAGUAUGUCCGCCCCGGACGCCUCUACGCUGUUCACAGGGAACAUAGCAGAAAGGGACAAUGGCAGCAGCAUAAUAUUUGACUUCUUUGAUGCAGUAGACUCGGGAGGCCGUUUACGACCUGCUGCCAUCCCAGACCUCCAGCAAUUACAGGAAAUGCCUACCCUGUCUAGCUUGAGAAAACCUAUUGAGUCUCAGAACCACAAUUACAGGAGAAGUCCCAGGAUUGCUCUCUGUUCUUGUGAAGGACUUCCCAUCGUCACCCCCAUUUGCCUACGGGCCGUUAGUUCACAGGAUGAACUGAAAAACCGACUCCAAAGACAGUUAGUUACACCAAUCCAUCAACGUGAUGAGUACAAGAGAAGAACCAAAGAAGCCGACGCCAAAGUGAAAACGUUUGAGAGAAAGGCUCUUCUAGUGAGGGCACAGGUCAAUGCUUUGAGACAUGGUCAGGUCCUAAGCAACUCCGUCAGCAAACAAUUACAGGAGAUGCGUGCACAACUGCGCAACUGGACAACAGCUGCUCAGCAACUGCAUAGACCGAGUACACAGCUUCAAAUACCUAACCUGAGAUCUGAAUCUGACAACAACGAUGAAGCUAGAGGCCCUGGUGACAAUUUCUGUUCUUAUUGUGGCCAACCUCUUACCGCUAUUAGCAUUGGAUUUCAGGACGCAAUGAGAUCCCGGCAAGAAUUGAAAAACAGCUUUCAGAGACAGUUGGCAAUGGUAAUGAAGCAACGUCAUGAGUACAAGAGAAGAGCCAGAGAAGCUGAAGCUAAAGUGAGAGUGUGGGAGAGAAGAAACAUUCUCAUGAAGGCCCAGGUCAGAGCUGCACGCGAAGCCUUCCUAACAGUCACAGAGUUAGGUAAUCGCAAAAACCCAGAACCAAAUAUUGUGUGAGAACUGGAGAUAGUGAAAAAGUACAUUCCUUGAAUUGUUGUUUUAAUUGUGUAUGUAACAUACAUUUGACACUAAAGUAUUUAGGCUAAAAGCAAUUGUUGAAUAGUC
Messenger RNA from Esox lucius (northern pike), 1184 nucleotides. RefSeq lists its product as uncharacterized. NCBI's taxonomy places the organism in Eukaryota, Metazoa, Chordata, Actinopteri, Esociformes, Esocidae. The record is from RefSeq and is a predicted model, not a curated record. The transcript is spliced from 6 exons. Bases 183 to 1076 code for a protein of 297 amino acids.